Molecule: messenger RNA, 2011 nt
Organism: Tachysurus vachellii
Lineage: Eukaryota; Metazoa; Chordata; Actinopteri; Siluriformes; Bagridae
Product: 5-hydroxytryptamine receptor 3A-like
Exons: 10
Biological process (GO): nervous system process; monoatomic ion transmembrane transport; regulation of membrane potential
Cellular component (GO): neuron projection; synapse; membrane
Molecular function (GO): transmembrane signaling receptor activity; extracellular ligand-gated monoatomic ion channel activity; neurotransmitter receptor activity
Source: RefSeq, a predicted model, not a curated record
CUUAUUUAUCUUUUUUUUUUUUUAGGUUUUUUCCCUAUGGAUGUUUGUUUUAAUCAGACUGAUAAUCAGAUGUUGGAUACACAACCUGACACUGACAUGGCACAGCAAAGAGGAUCCACACUGUUCAGGAGAUGGCUGUUUGUCUUACUUAUUAAUAGUCAAGUUCCCUCUGUUGGAUGCCAGAAGACGUCGAAUGUACCAUCAAUUAAUUGCACUAAUAAUAAUAAUAAUACCCAAUCCCUGUAUGCUGAAAUUAACACAGUUCUCUGGAGUAAAAAAAUGCGACCUGUUACACACCCAAGUGAGGUUCUAACUGUUAAACUGGGGUUAAGUGUUGCUGGUAUCCUGGGCGUGGAUGAAAAGAAGCAGGUCACGACAGCAUUUAUUAUAAUAACCAUGGACUGGAUGGUGCCAUUUCUGAGCUGGAACAAGGCUGAAUGUGGAUUUGAAAAUAUUUCAUACCCAGCGUCUGAGCUGUGGCUGCUGAGUAUACAAAUAGCUGAGCACAUGGAUGAAGAAAUAAACAUUGACAUCCCCUACCUUUAGCUCAAUUACACCGGCCAGGUUCAUCUCGUUCAACUCAAAAGAGUUGUUGCCUCGUGUCAAAUGGACAUCUACAAGUUUCCUUUUGAUGCCUAGAACUGCUCACUUACUUUCCAUUCCUUCUUGCAUGAAGAAAAUGAACUGAAGCUGAUGUCUAAAUCGGCCACGUUUAUUUUUGACUCAUCCGUUCACUCUGACUCGGGAUGGAGAUUUGUUAACAUAACAGACCUUGUUUCUGCUACUACGUUUACCAGCAAAAGGACGUUUUCUGCUGUUAAAUAUGGUAUAUUCCUUAAACGUGAGGCCAUUCUCUACGUAUUGAACCUCCUGGUCCCGAGUUGCUUCCUGAGUCUGUUGGACCUGUUCAGCUUCUUCCUGUCUUCUCAAAAUGUUGAUCGCUCUGCUUUCAAAAUGACUCUCAUCCUGGGCUAUACUGUCUUUCUUCUCAUCACUAAUGACCUCCUGCCUGAUAGCUCCUCACACACGGCCCUUAUAAAUGUAUUUUUCUCUCUCAGCUUGGCGCUCAUGGUGGCCAGCCUUUUGGAAUCGAUGUUCAUUGUUAACCUAAGUAACAACUCAAAACAUUACCCCAAAGUACCCCGGUGGCUCCGCGUCCUCGUACUGGACUUCCUUGCUCACCUCCUGUUCAUGUCCCCUAAACUUCCUGCUGCUCCGGUCACAGUGACUUUUAACCCACAUGCGAAGGUGAGGCUGGACAUGUCAGGUGAAGCAACGAUUCCUGCUGAGGCUGAAGAAAGGGAGAAGAUGGAGGGUGCAGCCGUGGUGGAUGAGCUGAAGAAAGUGGCCCGAGACGUACUGGCCAUUCGACUAAGAUUGGAAGAACAUCUGAGCCCCAAAGAGAACGAAUGGAAGCUGAUUGCGGAUGUUAUCGAUCGCCUCCUGUUUCGUUUUUACCUCCUCUUUGUGAUUGUGACCUACAUUACCAUACUAGCUAUGUGGCUCAAACACUGAAUGUAACACUGUAGAAAAUGCAAACACAACAAGCUGUCUCAAUGUUGUUUCAAUAGAACAAUGUCAACGGUGCCACUUUAUAUUCAACGGAAUUUUCAGCAUUCAUACAACAUCAGUGACGUGAACAAAGAACACUUCAGUAGGUUUUCGAUUCUUCAUAUUAUUUUUAGUCCAAAAGUAAUUAAACAUUAGUUAACGCGGGUAGUUAGUUAGCGUUUAAAUAAAUGUCAACUGCAAAAAUACAAAAAUUACUUGAUUAAAAAAAAUUAUUUGAUAAUUAAUUCAUUUGAGGAAUUGAAAAUAAUGCAGACUUACUUACUCAAAUCUUAAUCUAAAGAACACACACACACACAGAUAAAAUUACAUACUUAAUAACAACUAUUUUUUUUCUUUGGAACCAAAUGAAAGAAGGGUCUUCUGCUGUUGUUUCCUAGCUGUGGCUAAUAAAGAGAUUAUAGUAUUGAAUUUAAGAAUAUAUUAAACUUUUUGUUGCAAA